This is a messenger RNA of Prorocentrum cordatum, 262 nucleotides long. The record is from the annotation of a GenBank genome assembly. Lineage: Eukaryota; Dinophyceae; Prorocentrales; Prorocentraceae.
GCUGGUGCCCCUGGAGGGGCUGCACAGGAUCGCGUCCUUCAUCCUGCGCACGCUCGAGCGCGCCCACGGUCGCGGCUGGCUGCACACGGACCUGCAGGCCAGGGACGUGCUGCUGGCGGUCGACGCCGGCGCCAGCGGGGACGUCCGCGCCGCCUCUUCGGGGCUGCUGUGCGGGUGGUCGCGCGCCUCGCGGCGGCGCAGCGAGGGGCUGCGAGUGGGCCUGCUGGAAGCGCUGGAGGCCUCGACGCGCAGGGCCGUGCAG